Messenger RNA from Gavia stellata (red-throated loon), 792 nucleotides. RefSeq names its product brain derived neurotrophic factor (gene BDNF). The record is from RefSeq and is a predicted model, not a curated record. Gene Ontology annotation, biological process: positive regulation of collateral sprouting; memory; cell surface receptor protein tyrosine kinase signaling pathway. The coding region runs from base 1 to 792 and encodes 263 amino acids. The transcript has 2 exons. Gene Ontology annotation, molecular function: nerve growth factor receptor binding; growth factor activity. Lineage: Eukaryota; Metazoa; Chordata; Aves; Gaviiformes; Gaviidae.
AUGCCACACACAGUCAGGGUCUCGGCAAAGUUCCACCAAGUGAGAAGAGUGAUGACCAUCCUUUUCCUUACUAUGGUUAUCUCAUACUUCAGUUGCAUGAAAGCUGCCCCAAUGAAAGAAGCUAGUGUAAGAGGACAAGGCAGCUUGGCUUACCCAGGUCUUCGGACCCACGGGACUCUUGAGAGCCUAAAUGGGCCCAAUGCUGGUUCAAGAGGACUGACAUCGCUGGCGGACACUUUUGAACAUGUCAUAGAGGAGCUUCUAGAUGAGGACCAGGACAUCCAGCCCAGCGAGGAAAACAAGGAUGCAGACUUGUACACAUCCCGAGUCAUGCUAAGCAGUCAAGUGCCUUUGGAACCCCCACUGCUCUUUCUGCUUGAGGAGUACAAAAACUACUUGGAUGCUGCAAACAUGUCCAUGAGGGUCCGGCGCCACUCUGACCCAGCUCGCCGUGGGGAACUGAGCGUAUGUGACAGCACGAGCGAGUGGGUGACGGCGGCAGAGAAAAAGACUGCAGUGGACAUGUCCGGGGCGACUGUCACUGUCCUGGAAAAAGUCCCAGUACCCAAAGGCCAACUGAAGCAAUACUUCUAUGAGACCAAAUGCAACCCCAAGGGGUAUACAAAGGAGGGCUGCAGGGGCAUAGACAAGAGGCACUGGAACUCCCAGUGCCGAACUACCCAGUCGUACGUGAGAGCUCUCACCAUGGAUAAUAAAAAGAGAGUUGGCUGGCGCUUUAUAAGGAUAGACACUUCCUGUGUAUGUACAUUAACCAUUAAAAGGGGAAGAUAG